UGUACAGUUUUGUUGCUAAGCAGGCAGGCAUAGCACUCUCAGUUGUAUUGUAUUGUAGCCUACAUGGGACAAUAGAUGGAAAUUGUUUAUAUUGUGUCACAUCACAUUACGGUCUGUUAAGUUUAACUGUCCAUCUCAAAAAAAAUUGAAAAUUUACACUGUCAUUGCAAAGUACUGCGUAUUUGGUCGUGACAAGCCGGUGGCUGGGGUGGGGUGACAGCCCUGAUCCUUUGCGCUCAUGACGUCCACGUCGCAACACGCAUGCAUGCGGAACUUUUCCCCCAGUACACUUGAUGCACACGGACACUAAAAUAGGGUGCACUUCCGGAAUUCUCGCCGUUUUGUUGUCCAGUGAAUAAAUGGCGGUCCUUACAAAUACGCGGUUAUUCCGCGGUGCAAAACGGACAAUAUAAAUUGUUUGAAAGAACAAUUUCCUCACGUUACUGCCGGAAUAAUAUGUUCAAAAAGAUGACAGAAUUCGGUCCAGAUUCCGGUGGUCGGGUUAAGGGAGUUACUAUUGUGAAGCCUAUCGUAUUUGGAAACGUCGCUCGUUACUUUGGAAAGAAGCGAGAGGAAGAUGGACACACUCACCAGUGGUCCGUUUAUGUGAAGCCUUACAGAAAUGAGGAUAUGUCAGCAUAUGUGAAGAAAAUCCAAUUUAAACUGCAUGAGAGCUAUGGUAACCCACUCAGAGUGGUGACCAAGCCCCCCUAUGAAAUCACAGAGACCGGCUGGGGAGAGUUUGAGAUUACCAUCAAAAUCGUCUUUAUUGAUCCCAAUGAGAGAUCUGUGACCCUUUACCAUCUACUGAAGCUCUUCCAGUCCGACUCCAGCGCCAUGCCGAAGAAAACGGUCGUGUCGGAAUUCUACGAUGAAAUGAUCUUCCAGGAUCCGACAGCCAUGAUGCAGCAGCUACUGACCACAACUCGGCAACUCACGCUGGGCGCUUACAAACAUGAGACGGAAUUCGGCGAGCUUGAGCAGAGGACCAAGGAAAAAAUGGAGGCAGCCAAGAAGAGGACAAGUCAGGAGAUCGCUGAGCUAAAAGACAAGCUGAAAGCCAGCAGGGAGAACAUCAACCACCUCAAGAUGGAGAUCAGAAAACUGGAGGACGAUGGAGAUCACAAGGACCACUGAGUGAUACCCAGUCUCACACGUCACAUCUGCUUUUCAUUUUUUUUGGGUUUGUUUUUAAAUGUGGCCAUGUAGGAGGUAGAUUUAGGUGUUAUUAUUCAAUCCAAAAAAAGUCACUUCAAUUAAAAUGUGUUUGAAUGCAAAAUGAAAUUUGAAACUCAAAAUCAUUUGAACUUUUUCUCAGAUUUUAUUUCAUUUUUUAUGCUUGAAGAAGUGACUUUUUUGAUUGGAACAACUUUUUUGAUUGAAGUAAUAAUGUCUUGCAUUGGGUCAAAUUUUGGUUAGGACACUUGCGUCUUUAUUAUUCAAUCAAAAAAUAAGUUGCUUCACCCCACCAGCCUACUUGGCGAGUGGUGGCCAUGAUUCUUGCUUCAUCAAGCUUAACAGGCUCACGCCAUUGGCGUAGCCACUUGUCACUCAAACAUGUCUGACCAAUAGCAAAGCGCAACAUUUGUCUCAAAAUGAUUCAAUAAUAAAAAGUGCAUUCAAAACUUUUUGCACUCAAAAAAAGUGACACUUCAAUCAAAAAAAAAAAAAAAAAUUCAAACAUAUUUUUUGGAGGAUUAAAUGAUUUAGACGCAAAUGUCCUACCCAUAAUAUGACCAAAAGAAAAAAUGGAUUGCUUUAAUCAAAGAAAACAUAAUUUUCAAUGAAAAAUUAAGUGUUCAAAUGCAAAUUUGAAAGUUUUUUUUUUUCACAUUCAAAAAAGUUUUUUCAAUGAUUUUUUUUUUUUUUAAUAUUUUGAUUUUUCUUUUGAAAAUAUAUAUUUUUUUGUUUGAAGCAACUCAUUUUUUGAUUGAAUAAUAAUGUCCUAGCCAAAAUGUGGCCCAAACGCAAAACAUUACUUCAAUCAAAAGUCGUUCCAAUCAAAACAAAAAGAAAAAUUGUUUUUUAAAUGCAUUUUUUUUAGUUUCAAAUUUAUUUUUGCAUUCAAACGCAGUUUUUUAUUGAAAAUAUAGAUUUUGAUUUAAGCAACUAUCUUUUUGAUUGAAUAAUAAAGACAAAUUUACCUCCAUAUAGAUGUUUACUUUCCCAUUAAAUUUUUUUUUUUUUUUACAUAAAUGUCUUUUCUGAAGUAUUUUUUAAACUUCUGAGAAGUACGUAUGACUUGUAUUAUUUUGCUUUAAAUAUAAAGCCAACAUUUGAAAAGCAUUACGAUUUCCUGCAGUCUUUGAAUGCCACAUGACAGCAGGAAGUUCACCUCCUGUUUCCAAUUCUCAUGGAUUAUCACUAGUGAGCUGCUCAGUCUGUCAAACUGAUCAGCCAUUUAACUUGAAAAAGUAUUAUUUUGUUUGUUCUUUCUUCCAUUCUUUAAAAAGCAAAUAUACCCAACAGAUGAAAGGGAAAAUAAUUUAAAAAUACAACAAGUGGAGAAAGUAAGUGCACUUUUCACUGGUGACAUUGCAAAGGAGGACUCAAUGAGGGUGUGUUACCUUGUCGUAUUGGCUAUGAGCCUUAGUGAGCAUCUGGAUGAUAUCUACCACCUGCCCUUCACCCUGAUCGCCGCCUGCACCUUCCCCCGAGGGCAGCCAGCCGCCCUGCCCCACCGCUUGUUCCAGCUGAGUCAGACUACACAUACACA
Messenger RNA from Corythoichthys intestinalis (scribbled pipefish), 2716 nucleotides. RefSeq names its product YEATS domain containing 4 (gene yeats4). The record is from RefSeq and is a predicted model, not a curated record. The coding region runs from base 457 to 1137 and encodes 226 amino acids. Gene Ontology annotation, biological process: regulation of DNA-templated transcription. Lineage: Eukaryota; Metazoa; Chordata; Actinopteri; Syngnathiformes; Syngnathidae. The transcript is spliced from 8 exons.